AUGAAUUGUGUCUUAGAGGAUGAUGAGUUGUACAAGGUAAUUGAGGAAGAAAAGCAAUGUGAAGAGCUUUAUGAAAAAUCUAUGCAGUCUUCCAUCAUUCGUUUUAUUGAAAUGAAUGAAGCUAGGAAAGCAACAACGAUUCAACAUUUCAGUCAUCAACAUUACUUGGUGUUAGCAGACAAGAUGGAGGAGGAAAUUGAUAGAAAAUGUGAUGAGUGCAUGCUAUCUAUCUCAACUCUCUUCUAUUAUUGUCUAGAAUGCCCCUUUUUUCUUCAUAAAACGUGUGCUGAAUUACCAAGGAUCAAGCAACAUUGGUUUCGUCAAAGUAAUGCCAUUCUUUUGUUCAAAGGCUUCCUGGAAUGUAACUUUUGUGAUCAACGUUGUAGUGGUUUCUUCUACUAUAUUGGAGGUUGGGAAAUGUGCUUAAGGUGUGCUAAAGUUGCUGAUAUCAUUAAAUGUGAAGGACACCAACACUUUUUCUUUAUUGAUUUCAAAUAUCGGGAGAAAUGUAAUGGUUGUGGAAAGAGGUGUUCCAAUGGUGCAUUCAGAUGUGGAAAGUGCAGAUUUGCUUUGGAUUUUGGAUGCUUAAAAUUACCACAUUCAACUCUUCACAAAAUUGAUGAACACAAGCUAAAGCUUACUUAUGAUGAUGAUAAAGAGCAAAUUUAUUGUGAUAUUUGUGAACGACAAAGAGAUCCUAGCCUUUGGUAUUAUUCUUGUUCAAUAUGUGAUACUUCUGCUCAUCCCGAAUGUGUUCUUAGACAAUUUCCAUUUGUCAAUGAUGGAGUCACAUUUCCUUCUUAUUAUCACAAUCAUCAUCAUGAUCUUAAAUUUUUUAGGAAGGUUGAGGGCUACCUUGAAUGCUUUCAUUGUGGUAAGCUUUGCCAAGAAGAAAUUCUCAAAUGUGAAGAGUCUACAUGCGACAAUAUUAUCCAUUGCGAAUGUUCGGAUUAA
Molecule: messenger RNA, 954 nt
Organism: Gossypium arboreum
Lineage: Eukaryota; Viridiplantae; Streptophyta; Magnoliopsida; Malvales; Malvaceae
Exons: 1
Coding region: 1-954 (317 amino acids)
Source: RefSeq, a predicted model, not a curated record